AUGACCCUGACAAUAGGCGAAAGGUCACCCAGAGUUCAAAUUAUAAAGAAAAAUUUCCGGAAUAAUAGCCUGUUAAAUUUGUUCGUUGAUGGAGGUUACAUGUCGGGUGGGGCAGGAUAUGUACUAAGCCGAGAAGCGGUACGAAGGCUGAUAGAGCGUGGCUUAAACAAACAACGAUGCCGAAACGACAGCGGAGGCGACGAAGAUUUGGAGAUGGGACGCUGCCUGGAAAGAGUCAACGUAAAGCCAAAGAACAGCCGAGACGAGCAUGAUAGGGGAAGGUUUUUCCCUUUUAAUAUCACUUACCACAUGUCUCCGGGUCAUAUGAGUCGUACAACGGAUUGGUACCCACAACACACUCACAACAACGACGGUGAUCUCCUGAACUGUUGUUCCGAUACUGCCAUCGCGUUUCAUUAUGUUAAGCCAAUUGAAAUGUACCAGUUCGAGUUUUUGUUAUAUGGUCUUAGGAUGCAUGUUAAUCGCUUUUCUAAUGUAAUGCAAAUCUAGAGCCAGUGGCGUUAAUAGCUUUAUACCAACGCUUGUUUUAUAGCAAAAAUCUGAAUCUA
This is a messenger RNA of Paramacrobiotus metropolitanus, 569 nucleotides long. RefSeq names its product glycoprotein-N-acetylgalactosamine 3-beta-galactosyltransferase 1-like. Gene Ontology annotation, molecular function: N-acetylgalactosaminide beta-1,3-galactosyltransferase activity. The transcript is spliced from 3 exons. NCBI's taxonomy places the organism in Eukaryota, Metazoa, Tardigrada, Eutardigrada, Parachela, Macrobiotidae. The coding region runs from base 1 to 510 and encodes 169 amino acids. The record is from RefSeq and is a predicted model, not a curated record.